AUGGCGCAGAUCGCCAAGAAAGUAAAGAAACUUGCGACGGUACAAUUGUACAAUUUGAAAUUACUCCUAAACGGUCGUGGUCUAUCGAAUUUCAAAAAACGCUACAAGCUUAAAGGGGAACUUGGUCGUGGUGGUUUCGGGAUAGUCUAUCGUGGAAUGCGAAUUUGUGAUGAACUUCCGGUUGCUAUCAAAUUCAUUGAUCGUGACCAAGUUCGCAAUUGGGGCAAACGGUUACCGAUGGAAAUUUGUAUGUUAGCACGAUGUGUUAAUGUUCCGGGAGUGAUCAAACUACUGGAUUGGUACAGUAUGCCACAAGGUUUUUUAAUUGUAAUGACACGUCCAUAUCCAUGCGUUGACCUAUUCGAUUUUAUUAAAAGCCAUAAGAAGUUGGAUGAAGAUCUUACGCGAUUUCUGUUCCGACAAAUAGCUCUGACUAUUCGCGACUGUGCCCAGCAGAAGGUAUUGCAUCGUGAUCUCAAGGAUGAAAAUAUAGUAAUCGAUUUGGUGAGUGGCGAAACAUCGCUAAUUGAUUUUGGUGCUGCAACUUUGCUUAAGAAGAAUCACUACACUGAUUUUCAGGGAACUCGUUUAUACUGUCCACCGGAAUGGUUCCUGCACUCGAUGUAUUUAGGUUGCGAGGCAGCGGUCUGGUCGUUAGGUGUCCUACUUUACAAUAUGCUCAAUGGGAGGUUGCCCUUUCGUAAUGAAAAAGAGAUUUGCACAUCACAUCUACUAGGAACAUUACCAUUCUAUGCAGAAGUCAGCAAAAGUGCUGUGGAUUUGGUCAAUCAAUGUUUGCGCUUUGAGCCGAACAAGCGAUGCACCCUGGACACAAUUUUGAAACAUUCAUGGAUUCGAACUCCAUGUGCUGACUGGUGUACACUGAUAGACCGAACAUAUCAGAAUUCAUCUGAUGGUCAACAGUGCAGUGUUAUAGGCACGGAUCACAUUUCGAAGAAACGAACGGAAUCAGGUUAUACCGAAUCAGGUGCCGAUAGCACGUCCAGUUUCAGCUCAUCCACUUCAUCUUCAUUUACGGCUCGUCAUCACCGACAUGAACCGGGAGCAGGUAGUAUGAUUGCAGGACCUUUAUUUCGUCACAGCAAUGGUUGUCAACACUGGGAGAGAAUUCGGAAUUGUCAGUCGAAAACUUCACUGAUCAGUGAUUCCUCUCCACCAGUGAACAUCCAAGAAUUUAUAAAGAUGGUUUAUUUAGAGCAGAAUAAUAUUCCCCUCAGUGGAAUGAGUAAAGCACAUUCCAUUCAUCAGCCGUCCAUUUCUCCUCCUCGAUCUACUUUUUUACACCUUCAAAAUCCGGAGGAAAGCAACUGGACAGAAUUUCCUACUUUAAGACCCUUAAUAGGAAAGAAACGUUCCAACAAUUCCGUACAGCAAUCGGCACUUUUUGCACCAGCAGCACUACUACCAAAACCAUCCAGCUAUGCAAGCUUUAAUGGAAGAACAGGUGGAGUACUGGUAUUUUAA
Messenger RNA from Brugia malayi, 1485 nucleotides. RefSeq names its product Protein kinase domain containing protein (gene Bma-prk-2). Gene Ontology annotation, molecular function: ATP binding; protein serine/threonine kinase activity. The record is from RefSeq and is a predicted model, not a curated record. Gene Ontology annotation, biological process: protein autophosphorylation. Gene Ontology annotation, cellular component: cytoplasm. The coding region runs from base 1 to 1485 and encodes 494 amino acids. NCBI's taxonomy places the organism in Eukaryota, Metazoa, Nematoda, Chromadorea, Rhabditida, Onchocercidae. The transcript is spliced from 8 exons.